This is a messenger RNA of Anolis sagrei ordinatus, 6785 nucleotides long. It is a transcript of the gene HEATR1, whose product is annotated as HEAT repeat containing 1. Gene Ontology annotation, biological process: maturation of SSU-rRNA from tricistronic rRNA transcript (SSU-rRNA, 5.8S rRNA, LSU-rRNA); positive regulation of transcription by RNA polymerase I. Gene Ontology annotation, cellular component: t-UTP complex; small-subunit processome; 90S preribosome. The record is from RefSeq and is a predicted model, not a curated record. Lineage: Eukaryota; Metazoa; Chordata; Lepidosauria; Squamata; Anolidae. Gene Ontology annotation, molecular function: snoRNA binding.
UUCGGCGGAAGCGGUCGCCCUCUACUUCCGAGCCAAAGUCGCACGUGGAAUUGAAGGGGCUGAUCGAGUGGCAGGGGCUGCUUUUUCCUUCUUCCUGCUUCCCUUCAGUCUCCGAGCUCCAGAAGUGUGAACCAUGACAUCUCUCGCACACCAACUGAAGCGUCUUGCACUCCCUCAGAAUGAUCCCAGUUUAUUGUCACGAAGUGAAGCAGCAUCACUGCUUUUUGAUUGCAAGGAGGCUGCCAAUAUCGACAGGGAAACCUUUUUUGCCAUAGGGUGCACUGGCCUGGAGGAGUUGAUUGGAAUCGAUGCAUCCUUUGAAACAUUUCAGCCAACACUUUUCAGUCAAAUGUCCAAAGGUUUGGAACGUAGUGUGCAAACUAAAGCAGUGAACCAACAGCUGGAUGAAAAUAUUUCAUUGUUCCUUAUUCAUUUGUCCCCUUACUUCAUGCUUAAACCAGCACAGAAAUGCCUUGAGUGGCUGAUUCACAGGUUUCAUAUUCAUCUGUACAAUCAGGACAGUUUAGUUGGCUGUGUACUGCCAUAUCAUGAGACUAAACUGUUUGUGCGAGUUAUUCAGCUCCUCAAAAUUAGUGACCCAACUCAUAAAUGGCAUUGGCUUCAUCCAAUUCAGAAACCAGGAGUCCCUCUUGCAAGGGGAACUUUGAUUACACACUGCUACAAAGACCUUGGUUUCAUGGAUUUCAUAUGCAGGCUAGUGACAAAAUCUGUAAAGGCCUUUUCAGCACAGCCUGAGAGCUUACCCCACAUGAGAGUCCUGUUUACUUUUUAUGCCUCUACCAUUGUCUCUGCCCUUGGAGCUGCAGCAAAUGUAAAUGACACUCUGGUCUCCAAGUUGCUUCCUUAUAUCCAAAAGGGUUUGAAAUCUUUAUUGGUAGAUUACAGAGCAGCAACCUAUAUGAUCAUUUGCCAGUUGGCUGUGAAAAUGACAAUGGAAAACUCUUUGGUUCAUUCCUUAGCACUACAAAUCAGUAAAACUUUUGCCAAACUACAAUCGCUUAUUAAAGAGGGACUAAGCUGCCUAAUCAUCUUACUACAGAGUCAAAAGGAAGAAGGACUUGGAGAAAAGCCAUUUAAAUAUCUUUGUAAGGUACCCAACUUGACUACAACUCUUCAUGAAAUUUCUACAGAUUAUGAUAUCAGUCCAAUUUUGCAUUAUAUUUUUCCACAUAUGGUUCAUUCAGUUAUUUAUGGGGAAACAGAAACAGAAGAAGAAUCUGACAUGGUUGAUAAUCAAAUCUGCAAAAAACAUCUAGAAGCUAUAAUUAACAAUAUACCAUUAGAAAAAAACAUGGAUCAUUUAUUGGCCUGUACAUUUCUAGAAGAAUACAUCUCGUGCGGCACAGAGCUUAAUGCUGAUCCUGCUAGAAUGACUGAGAUCAAUAAAGAACUGCUUCCUUUAAUCAGACUUUUUGAAAGAAAGUACUCUAAAACAUUAGAUUUGGUACUGGAGCAGUACUUGAAAGAUGUUAGAAAUCCCAAGGAGCAAGAUCUCUUCCAUCAAUUUAUUUCCCUUUCAUUGAGUGGUGGUAAAUACCAGUUUCUGGAAGACUCAGAUACAUCUCUGCUACUUAGCUUGAAUCAUCCACAGCCAGCAGUCAGACUCCUGGCUGUUCAGCAUCUGGAGGAAAUCAUUGACCAAUCAAAGGAGGGCUUUGAUGAUUCUUUCAUAGAAGAGGCAAUUUUAGCACGACUAAAAGAUGAUAAUUUAGAUGUGAUUUGCUCAACUCUUAGUAUAUUGGAGACUCUCUUCGUAGCUGCGAAGACUUUUAGUGAGCAAAUUUGCUACAGCCUAUUGAGUCUCUUUGAAAGAGCUGACCUCUCAAAGAAUGAAAAAUGGUGCGAGAUCCUAGAGACUGUAAUCCAAGUCUUGAGGAGAGAUGGAAUUCUUAAAAAGAAUAAAGACAUCUUAAACCAGUUAGUUCUGCAGCUGCUGCCAUUUAUAGUAAUUACCAUCAAUGACUCAAAAUCUACUGAAUGCAAAAUUGCCCUUUUCAUAGCAGAGUCUGGUAUUUGUUCCCUGCAUCCUUUGCUGAAAGGCUGGCCAGAAACUUUCCAAAAAGUGGUUAAAGCACCAAAGCCUGAAAAUUUGAUAUAUGCAUCUAAUGGAAAACUGAUCAAGCUCCUGUCUGAGAACCUAAUUUUAGAGGAUCCUUCUUUUCUGUCACAAAUGGUGCAAGGACUCAUUGACAUUGCCAAGAAGGAACCUCAUAAUGUGAAGCAGAAGGUAACUGUGCAUGUUAUCAGUGCUGUUCUUGUCCAGUCUUGCUGUGGGAGUUAUCGAGGGGAAGAGUGCCGUUCAUCACUGGCUUUGAUGGUCUUUCAUCUCUUGAGGAGGAGAAUGCAAAACUUUAAGGACAAGGACUCUCAGUGCAAAUACUCCACAUCCGGCAAUGAACUUUUCUUAGAAGUAUUAGCAGGUUGUGUACAAAAGCUAAAUGAGGAAGAGUCUGCUGAUUUAGAAGAUUCUGUCUUGCUCAUUGUGUUGUUGAGAAACUUUAUUCAAGGCAUGGUGCCUCCAGACUCCUUUUUGAAAGAUGAGACAUGGUGGAAUCCUGAAACAUUAAAUAAAAAGAACAAAGAUUAUCUGAACCUCCUCUUGGGACUUUUUGACACCCUACUCAGUGGAGCCAGUGAGGGAAACAAUACUGAUCAUUUCCGUACAAUGAUGCAACUUCUGCUUGAGUCACAUUUGAAAAAGCCAGAGGAUCAGUUCAGAUUUCUCUCAGUCUUGUGGACCUACAGUUACAACAUUUCCAAUCAGCUGAGCUUUGUAGUGGAUGCCGUGCUACAGACUCGUGCUCUGUAUAUAGGCUGCGCAAUGCUGGCAACCCAGCCCACGCAGACAAAAAGGAAACUGGCAUCAACAGCAUUUCCAGUGAUCGUAUCUUUGUUGAUUAACCUGGGAAGUCCUGUGAGUGAAGUGCGAAGAGCUGCUCUUUGCUGCCUUAAUUCUUUGAGUGGAAUAAAAGAGUGUCCAUUUCAUCCUAUUCUUCUUGAUUUAGUAAAGAAAGCUGAAGAGAUAACAUCCGACCAAACAUAUAUAAUCCAGAGUCUUGGUAACUUGUUUGAGGAGCUACAUACUCAACCAAAAGGAAAACCACAACCGCAGAAGUUGUCAGAAGCACUCGGAGCGCUGCUUGAAUGUGCAAAAAGCAGCACAUGUCCAUCGUAUGUUGCACGAAACCUGAUGAAAAUUCUCCAGGAAGUCAAUGGAAAGGUCGUGCUGUCUCAUCUAUUGCCUGUCAUAGAUAGAUUACUGGACAGAGUUCAUACUAAACCAGAUGGGAUAUUGAAAGAUGAAGCUCUUCUUUUGCAUACUGUUCUUGGGAAGUACAAUGAACAUUCAGCAGAACUCCUUUGCACAAACCAACAAAGCCUAGGUUUGUUCAUCAAAGCUUUACACACCUCACGGGAAGUCUACAAAGGACUCAGUACUUUUCAGAUGAGAGCUCUUGGACAGAUUACAAAACCAUUCUUUGCUGCACUGUCAGAUGGGAAGGUUCAGCAAAAGAUUUUGGGAGUUCUGUUUGAUUUGCUCCUGAAUUGCAAAAAUCCAGAUUGUGCACAGAUGAUCAGCAGUGUUUUCAAAACGAUUUCAGUUGAUGCCAAGCAAGUUAGUGUGGAAUUGGAACCUCUGCAGAAGUCCAAGAAUAUUGCUACUCUUCACCAAAAAAGAAAGCAGAAAAUGCAGCAACAGAGAAAAACUCAGGAUCAGGAAUGCGCAGAGGACGAGAGCAGUGUGAACUGGCAACGAGUCACACUUAUAUUGGAAUUGCUGCAACACAAGAAGAAGCUUAAGAAGCCUCAGGCAUUGAUACCUACCCUCUUCAGCCUGCUUGCUAGGUGUCUAGAGCCUUCUGCAGUACAGGAAAAUCUGGAAUAUAUAAAACAGCUUAUACUUGGUGGGCUACUAAACAUUUGUCAGAAACUCUCUCCAGAUGGCAACAGGCUAAAGGAAGGUAUCCUUGAUGAAGAGAAGUUCAAUGUGGAGUUGAUAGUCCAGUGCAUCCGAGUUUCAGAAAUGCCUCAGACACACCACCAUGCUUUGCUCUUGCUAGGCACUGCUGCUGGGAUGUUUCCUGGUAAAGUGCUGCACAACAUCAUGCCCAUCUUCACAUUCAUGGGGGCAAAUGUUAUGCGCCUGGAUGAUGCUUACAGUUUCCAAGUUAUUAACAAGACAGUCAAGAUGGUCAUUCCUGCUCUUAUACAGGCAGAAGAGAAUAGUGGUAAUUCUGAAAAUGCUGAAAACCUGGAAGGGAUAGUGAUAAAAAUAAUCCGAGUGUUUGUGGAUGCUUUGCCACACGUCCCUGAGCACCGUCGCCUUCCAAUCCUAGAGCAGCUGAUAAGCACUUUGGGAGGGGAGCGGUUCCUUUGGAUUCUUCUAGUGCUCCUGUUUGAGCAGCAUGUUACAAAAUCAGUGACAGCAGUCUCCAAUGGUGAGAAGGAUUCUGUUUUGGAGAAUGAUACAGAAUUCUGGAUUUCUGUGUGCUGUGAGUUUAGUGCAGUCGAGCAACUGCAGAGUCUGAUGGAAAUCCUGGGCUAUUUAACAAAACUUCCAGAGAACAAAGAAGAUGAUUCUGGACAGAAGAAAUCAAGACAACACAGAAUCAAAUCAAGCAACCAGGAAAGUGAACUCUUUGAUGUGGAGUCCCAUUCUGGCAAACAGCUGAGGCAUUUCAAAUUCAUCUCAGUGUCUUUCAUGUCACAACUUCUGGCCUCGCACAGUUUUGUGAAAAAAAUAGUGGAAUGUAAAGAUGCUGAGGAGUUAAAGGACUUUGAACAGAGGUUGUUGGAAGAUGUUCUUCGUUACAUAAAUGUUGUGGCCCACUCUGUGGAAAAGAACGCUGAUUCACUUACAGCCAAAUUCUGGAGAGCUCUACUCAAUAAGUCCUAUGAUGUACUGGAUAAAGUCAACUCCUUAAUGCCAACAGAGACCUUUAUUCCUGUCAUCAGGGGCCUGAUGAAAAACCAGUUGCCUUCUGUGAGACGAAAAGCAAUGGAUCUCUUGAACAAUAAGUUGCAGCAGCGCACACCAUGGCAGCCAGCACAAGUUGAUAUGCUGUUAGACAUGGUUCCCGAACUCAUUGCUGUUGUACGGCAGGAGACACACAGGACUGAGGAGGAGCAGGCCAUCAAUAGGCAGACUGCUUUGUUCAGUCUGAAAUUACUCUGCAAAUGUUUUGGCCAUGAAAAACAUGAUCCAUUUACAGCAGUGCUCAAAAUGGCUGUUGAUGUGAUAGCUUCAGAAGAGAAGGAAGAAAGAAAUGUCACAGGAAGUGCUUUGCUGUGUGCUGCUGAAGUUACCUGUGUCCUGAAAGCACUCGCGAUACCUCAGCUCCCAAGGCUUAUGCCAGCAUUGCUAAAUAUUCUAAAACACACAAAAGAGUUGGCUGCCAGUGAAAUUUACUUGCUUAGUGCAGUGACGGCACUCCUGAAAAUCGUGGAAACAUUGCCACACUUCCUCAGCCCAUAUUUGUUGCAUAUAUUACUACAGAUGGUCCAUUUAGAAAAGAUUGCAGCUGGAAUGGGCCCUUCCUCCCAGGUUCACCUGCGCUUGGCCUCUCUGAAAACUACUCUAGCAACAAAACUGCCACCAAGAGUUCUUCUGCCUGCAGUUGCAAAAUGUUACAGUGAAGUAGCAAAUACUCACAAGACCUGUUUAGGUGCCGUUAUGGAUAUUCUGAAGGAGCAUAUUAUAAUUCUGGAAAGAGAUCAACUUAGUGCCCAUCAGUCUGAGCUCACGUCAUUUUUUGUGAAGGCCCUGGACUUUAGAACAGAACACUCUCAGGAUAAUCUGGAAGAAGUUGGGGAAGUAGAGGGCCAUAUUAUUAUGUGCUUAAUCAGCAUGGUUAUGAAGCUUUCUGAAAUGUCUUUCCGACCACUCUUCUUCAAGCUCUUUGAUUGGGCCAAAACUGAGGGUGCCCCAAAAGAUCGGCUGUUGACUUUCUGCAGGCUGUCCGAUUGCAUUGCCAAGCAGCUGAAAGGAUUGUUCACUCUCUUUGCUGGACAUUUAGUGAAGCCUUUCGCUGAUAUUCUCAGUGAGAUCAAUACUUGCAAAACAGACAAAGCUUUCUUUGAGUCUGAGAACAACACUGAAAAGAGCUGCUUGUUGCUACAGUUCAUCCUGGAUUGUUUACACAAAAUCUUCCUUUUUGACUCCCAUCAAUUUGUGAGCAAAGAAAGAGCAGAAACAUUGAUGAUGCCUUUGGUCCAUCAGCUGGAAAACAUGCUUGGAGGUGAAGAGAAGUUCCAGGAAAGAGUGCAAAUGCAUUUGAUCCCAUGUAUAGCUCAAUUUGCAGUUGCAAUGGCAGAUGACUCUCUGUGGAAACCCCUGAAUUACCAGAUUUUAUUGCAGAUGAGGCAUGAAUCACCAAAGGUCCGAUUUGCUGCCUUAUUGACUUUGCUAGAAUUUGCAGAAAAAAUAAGAGAGAACUACAUGGUGCUUCUCCCAGAGGCUAUUCCCUUCUUAGCUGAACUUAUGGAAGAUGAAUGUGAAGAAGUAGAGCAUCAGUGCCAGAAGACUAUUCAGCAACUUGAAGUUAUUCUUGGAGAAUCCUUGCAGAACUACUUCUAAUCUAAUGGUGUUAAGAGCAUCAUACUUCCAUCAAGAUGAAACUGAGACAUCGCUUAGCAGUGUGUUUCUAUAGAGAUUUUGCGCAAAUUGUUCUAUAUUUCUUUUUACAUGUUUGUUGAGUUGUAAAUUAUGUUUGAACAUUUGACAAAUGAGCAUUUUUAAGAGUUAAACUUUUAAUUUCUAUGAA